AACACGUCUCACUUAUAUCUCUCCCUCUUGUCUUCUCUCUUCAAGCUUCAAGAUGUGUUUGAGUUCUUCAGAAACAUUUUCAGACACACCCACGAGAUUAGUUUUGUACCUCAAAACACAAAGUCACGUUCGUAUCCCUCGUCUCUCCAGGAGGAGACGGAUGUGGCGGGAAGAAAAGAAGAUGGAGAUGAUUAAUCUAAAGCUUUACGUGGAGAAUCAAAACAUAUUAAGAGAGAACGAGAAACUUAGGAAGAAAGCUCUUCUUCUUCACCAAGAAAACAAAGCUCUCUUCUCUCUGCUUCAGACCAAAAAACUCUCCUCUGUUCCAUAAAUAAAACCUUACAACAUCACCAAUCACCAAGAUCAUAUUCUUCUUUCUUUAGUGUAUCAAUAAUAAGAUCUCAGGGCU
Messenger RNA from Arabidopsis arenosa, 409 nucleotides. NCBI's taxonomy places the organism in Eukaryota, Viridiplantae, Streptophyta, Magnoliopsida, Brassicales, Brassicaceae. The record is from the annotation of a GenBank genome assembly.